AUGGAGGAGUACAUCUCCCUUGGUCAUAUGACUCUUUGCGAUGAGAUUGAAGAUGGCUAUUACCUUCUUCAUCACGCCGUUAUCAGUGAAACUACCAAGGUUCGUGUAGCGUUCGAUGCCUCGGCUAAAACGUCUACUGGCAUCUCGCUUAAUGAUACUCUUCUGGUCGGCCCCACAAUCCAGAAUACUAUCUUCGAACAAGUCCUUCGUUUUCGCACACAUCGGUACGUCAUCACAGCGGACAUUGAGAAAAUGUACUGCCAGAUUCUAAUUCAUCCUGACGACAGACAAUUUCAAAGGGUUCUGUGGCCUUACCACGGCAAACUCAAAACUUUUCAACUCAACACCGUAACGUUUGGUACAGCCGCUGCUCCAUUCUUAGCGAUUCGUACCAUACAACAACUUGCGCGUGAUGAGGCACAGAACUUCCCACGUGCCAGUAAACUUCUACUUCGUGAUUUUUAUGUUGACGAUUUCAUCUCCGGAGCAGAUUCUCUAGACGAACUUAUAACCAUUAGAGAUGAUAUGAUCGCAUUGCUCUCUCGCGGCGGUUUCGUCAUCCGCCAGUGGUCAUCCAAUCAUCGUUCAGCUUUGGACACGAUUGAUAGAAGGUUCUUUGAUUUGGAUUGCUUGAUCAAAGAUGAUCCAGUCCAGAAGACUUUGGGUAUCAUAUGGGAUGCCCAAGGUGAUCUGUUGCAGUACACUUUGACUCAGGUUGAUCCUAACGUUGUUGCAACCAAACGUAAACUCCUCUCAGAACUAUGA
Molecule: messenger RNA, 765 nt
Organism: Diachasma alloeum
Lineage: Eukaryota; Metazoa; Arthropoda; Insecta; Hymenoptera; Braconidae
Exons: 1
Coding region: 1-765 (254 amino acids)
Source: RefSeq, a predicted model, not a curated record